CGUAUUCAAGUUAGUUCUACGAUGGCAAGAACCAAGCAGACAGCUCGUAAGUCCACCGGCGGCAAAGCCCCCAGGAAGCAGUUGGCCACCAAGGCCGCCCGCAAGAGCGCCCCGGCCACCGGCGGCGUCAAGAAGCCUCACCGCUACAGGCCCGGCACGGUGGCUCUUCGCGAGAUCCGCCGCUACCAGAAGUCCACCGAGCUGCUCAUCCGCAAGCUGCCCUUCCAGCGUCUGGUGAGGGAGAUCGCGCAGGACUUCAAGACCGAUCUGCGCUUCCAGAGCUCGGCCAUCAUGGCUCUGCAGGAGUCCAGCGAGGCUUACCUGGUCGGCCUGUUCGAGGACACCAACCUGUGCGCCAUCCACGCCAAGCGGGUCACCAUCAUGCCUAAAGACAUCCAGCUGGCUCGGCGCAUCCGAGGCGAGAGAGCUUAGACUUUUAUGCUUCACGACCACAAAGGCUCUUUUAAGAGCCACACUUCCCACUGAAGAUUGAAGCCUUAAUUGUACAUCUUUAUUAUACCUGCACUGCUUAACCGCUCAGUAAUGCAAUACUGUACAUACUAAUAUCGAUC
Molecule: messenger RNA, 572 nt
Organism: Entelurus aequoreus (snake pipefish)
Lineage: Eukaryota; Metazoa; Chordata; Actinopteri; Syngnathiformes; Syngnathidae
Product: histone H3-like
Exons: 1
Coding region: 22-432 (136 amino acids)
Cellular component (GO): nucleosome
Molecular function (GO): protein heterodimerization activity; structural constituent of chromatin; DNA binding
Source: RefSeq, a predicted model, not a curated record